This is a messenger RNA of Pimephales promelas (fathead minnow), 3422 nucleotides long. It is a transcript of the gene adra1d, whose product is annotated as adrenoceptor alpha 1D. Gene Ontology annotation, biological process: positive regulation of vasoconstriction; adenylate cyclase-activating adrenergic receptor signaling pathway; cell-cell signaling. The record is from RefSeq and is a predicted model, not a curated record. NCBI's taxonomy places the organism in Eukaryota, Metazoa, Chordata, Actinopteri, Cypriniformes, Leuciscidae. Gene Ontology annotation, cellular component: plasma membrane. Gene Ontology annotation, molecular function: alpha1-adrenergic receptor activity.
CACACUGAGCCACUGUAAUGCAGUUUUAGAGUGGUCGCUGAGGAUGCCACCAGAAGAUGCAUCUCCAUAACACCUGCAGUGCAUCGGCACUAUGGUUUUAUUGACUUAAGAGCUUGUUAGUUGCUUGUUAGUUUAUUCUACCUCAAAACAUGUUUUAGAUCACAUGACUUUUCAGGUUAUGCCAUCACAUGAAAGUGUAGGUAUAACGAGAUGUUUAACAUGCAACAUUUUAUAAAUAGGCUCACAAAGUAACGGAUCCAGCUGAACAAUCUGAAGACAACUGCCAACUGUGAUGAGGAUGAUGAUGAUGAGCAUGAUGAUGAAACUCACCAUGAACCGACCAGCCAACACCAUCGGACCCAGCCAGUAAAAGUCGUCUUUAUGGAGUUUUAAAAUGACAUUUUCUAAACUGCUGAACGAGAGCAAGAAUGAAUUCCCCUCAGACUUUCUCUCCAACAUCAGCAACACCUCCUGUGAGGGGAUCGCCCUCGACUCUCAAGUCAUCGGUGUGGGAAUCUUUCUUGCCGUCUUCAUUUUGCUGGCGAUCGUGGGGAACAUUUUGGUCAUUCUCUCGGUCCUUUGCAACAAACAUUUGCAGACGGUCACCAACUUCUUCAUUGUGAACCUGGCCAUAGCGGACCUUCUGCUGAGUAUCAUUGUCCUGCCGUUCUCUGCGUCCCUGGAGGUAUUUGGAUGCUGGGUGUUCGGUCGGGUUUUCUGCAACAUCUGGGCAGCGGUGGAUGUGCUCUGUUGCACGGCGUCGAUUUUAAGUUUGUGCAUUAUAUCCAUAGACAGGUACAUCGGGGUCAAAUACUGUCUGAAAUACCCCACUAUCAUGACUGAACGGAAAGCAGGUGUCAUACUCGUGGUGGUCUGGGUUUCUUCAAUGGUUAUUUCUAUCGGACCGCUUUUGGGGUGGAAAGAACCUCCACCUUCUGAUGAAAGCAUCUGCAGAAUCACGGAGGAACCAGGUUAUGCUCUGUUCUCCUCCUUAUUCUCCUUCUACCUUCCACUCAUGGUGAUUUUAGUCAUGUACACUAGAGUAUACAUCGUGGCCCGCAGGACUACAAAAAGUUUGGAAGCGGGUGUGAAACGGGAGAGAGAUAAAUCAAUGGACGUGGUGCUGAGGAUACAUUGCAGGAACAUUCCGGACGAUUCGAAAACCAAAAAUCACCCGUUCAGAAGUUCAUUGUCCGUGAGACUCAUGAAGUUCUCCAGGGAGAAGAAAGCUGCUAAAACUCUCGCCAUCGUCGUGGGCAUGUUCAUUCUCUGUUGGCUACCGUUUUUCUUCGUCUUGCCUUUGGGAUCUUUCUUCCCAGCUCUGAAGCCUUCUGAGAUGGUGUUCAAAGUAAUCUUCUGGCUGGGCUACUUCAACAGUUGCAUUAACCCCGUAAUUUACCCCUGUUCGAGCAAGGAAUUCCAGCGCGCCUUCACCCGUCUUCUGCGCUGCCAGUGCCAGCGGCGGCGCCGCGUCCUGCGCCGGUUCUACGAUCAGCGUUGGAGAACGGCCAUGCGGGGUCCCCGGAGGGACCCGCACAGAGACUACUGCUCUGGAUUACCCUUUCACGAGCAGUGCGGUAACUCUUUAUAUUCCUGCCAGAGCAAAAGCCGGCCUCUUAGUCUGAAGGGCUGGAGCUUCUUCCCCCCUUUACAGAAGUCCUCCUUCCAGCUGAAGGAGAAAAUGAACAACCUUUCCAAUAAGAUUAAGAACGGUACGGGGAAGAGUAGCACGUCUCCUCUGGCCCGGACAGAGAUCGACACGGUCUCAAUUGGGAUUUAUAAUGACUGCGCCGAUCAGAGCGGCUACCAGAUCUACGACCUCACGGAGUGCUAUGGCCUGAAGGAAACAGACAUCUAAACAAAGACAGAGAUUACAGUCUGUUUUCUCAGAGCUCUGACCCACUGCCAACUCCUUUUUUUAAAUCUAUAAUUUUUUUCCACAAAGACUAGUACUCUUGUUGUGUCUAUUAGUACUGGCUUCAACGCCAUUGAGAAGCAAAUCUGAGGAAAAAUCACAUAGUGUGUUAAAGGAGAUUAAUGCAUCUCCACGUGGAUAGGCUUUAAAAAUAAUACUUUAAAAGUGGGAAAUGUACACUGAAUGGAAAUAUGUGACCCUGGAUCACAAGUUGCACGGGUAUAUUUGUGGAAAAUUGCCAACCAUACAUUGAAUGGGUUGAAAUGAUUGAUUUUUCAUACCACUUCCUUUUACAGUACAGUACUUACCUAGAAAGUACUGGCUAAUAUAAGGUAAGUACAUGGGUUAGGGGUAGGUUUAGGGAUAGGUUCAGGGUUAGUACCUAGUUAUUACCCAGUAAUUGUAAUUACUACAAUAAGUGCAUAGUAUGUACAUGGGUAACAGGACUGUAAAAGGAAAUGUUACCGAUUUUUCUUUCAUACCAAAAAAUCAUUAAGAUGAUUAAUCAUCUUAAGUUAAGAUCAUGUUCCAUGAAGAUAUUUUGUAAAGGUUCUACCGUAAAUAUAUAUAAAAAAAUUGUAUGUUUGUGGGUGAAAAAUUGACAAUUUGUGAGCAUAAUCGGGAACAUAAAUUGACAAUUGGGAACAUAAAUUGACAUUUGCAAAGUACAAGUUGACUAACCCUAAUUUUAAAGACGAUUUUUUCAAUGUUUUGACUUUUUUCCAGAUUUACAAAAAGUUGUAUCUCGGUCAAAAAUGGUCCUAUCCUAACAAACCAUUCAUUAAUGGAAAGCUUUCAGAUGAUUUAUAAAUCUCAAUUUUAAAAACAUUGACCCAUGUGAUUUUGUGUUUGUGUUUUGUGGACCAGGGUCACAUAUAAUGAAAAAACAACAACAACAACAAAAAUCUGCACUGGACCAGAAUGAAAAGACUUAUAGCUGCUGGGUGUCUACUGUGUUGUCCAUGUGGCCUUUGAGAAACAGUCAAACAGUUUCAAACACUUUGAUGACCAGCAACGUAUUUUCAAUGAGUGAUUGCUACAAUUACUUUGUGAAUGGAUAAUAUAUUUAACUGUGAUGUACUCAAGAGACUGUUGAUACCAUGAUACUGAUUCCUUUUUUGAAAUAAUAAUUCACCGUGAUUUGCAGAUUACCUUGGAAUUCACUUUUAUAUGAUUUGAAAUUGAUUUAGAGGUACAUACCAUUAAAUGUGAGGCACAAUUUGUAAUUGAAAUAGAUUUUGUGCAGAUGUUUUCAGUAUUUCAGAAGGUAGUUGAAUACUGUGCUAUUCAUGCUAUUCUUAUUUCAACCGUGAGAUUUUCAGUCAUCUCCAAAAGAACCAAUAGUAAAAAAAAAAGACAAAAAAGACAAAAAAAAAAAAUACAUAAUUAAUGGACUACAACUCAAUUAUUUUUGUGUUGUUGAUAAAAGCUUUGGGUUUCUUUGUAAUGCUGAUGUGACGACGUCUUUCAGUGUCAACUAUAAAGCAUAAUAAAUCUGAAAAGAGCA